GACACUGCGGUGUUUGCUAGUCGGAUCAAAAUGGCUGCGAGACCACUGACGCCGAGAGCUUACUGAACGCCUACCAUGACUGUGCUCUCCGCCGUCUGGACCCACACAGAAUGUAUUUUACCGGAGUCGCUUCUCACUUUGCAUUUCCGGUAGCCGGCGCGUCACAAGUCGUUCCGCUGGCGAGCUAAACCUUUCUUUUUUUAGCACUUUAAACCUAGUUAGCCGGCUGGCUUUCGGACGGCCGUUUGCUAACACGGACAACAAACUGCGCCAUAAUUGUUUUUGUUUAACCUCUAGCAGCUAACGUUGGCUCCAACAAUUUAUCCGGCUUUCAACGGCCGUUUUUAUCCGCAUCGUUUAUUUUUGUUGUGGUUGCUGGCUGCGCUUCGCCCCCUUCCCCGCCCCUUUCCUGUAUCGCAUAUGACGUUUUAGCAUUUCAUAUUUUGGACAAGUGCUUUUUUUUGUUUACAUGUCCCCCCCCCCCCAGCUAUACAUUAUAAUAUUGUGUUUUUGGUAUAAGUGACUGAAGAGGGGUCGUUGUUUACCUCGCCAUCCGGUCACCAAGCUGCUACGGCGGUCGUCGACGAAGCUGCCGAGUCGUCGUCGCUUUACGGGUAACUUUGCAGAGGACACCGGGGGCAUGAUUUCAAGCUGCCAAAGCCAUGGUUAAUGCAAGCUGAGAGAGGCUAGCAACACAAGAAAGAGAACCAUUUGAUGGAAGAAAAGAGAAAGAAAAAGCAAGAAGAAAAGAUCAAGAAGGACAACGCGCAAAAAAAGGCUACAGAACAGAAAACCAAAGUGCCAGAGCCUGCUCCCUCUUACCCCAGUCCCGGCACAUCCAACCACCACCACCCCCCUGCCAGUCCUAAGCUACCACUCUCCUCUUCAUUUUAUUCUGGCAAUGACCAGCGCAACUCCUCCAGUAGCCAGCCACAGAGUACGACUUCCCCUCAGCUGCAGUGCCAGUUGUCAUCUCACGGUGCUCGCUACCCGCCAAGAGAGGUGCCCCCACGCUUCCGCCAACAGGAGAACAAGCAGCUACUGAAGAGAGGCCAGCCAUUACCAGCAGGGGCCUUCAGUGCUCUCACACAGUCCUCCUCCUCGUCUUUGUCACCUUCAUUACCUUAUUCUUCACCUUCAACAAGCACCAGCAUCACUACCCCAAACUCUACAGAGGUCACUGCAGGCAAACAGCAGCCAGACAUAUCCCUGCCGAGUGGCAAUUGCUUUUUGGGAGCAUCCUUGCAAGCUGACAGCGUUUCCCGUGCCAACAAAGGGAUUAUUGAGAGAAGUGACAUUAAAGCUUGGCCCUCCAUUAGCCACAGCAGUGACCCUAGCUGUCCUGCAGCACCAGAAUGCCCCUUGGGCUCAGCUAGUUUCAGCACAGACGUCAGCGCUGUCACUCCCACCAGUAGUACUUUUCUGAGUAUGGCCACAGGUGCCACAGGCCAACCGGCCAACUACCCAACUCUUAAAUCUAACAAUAACAUGAUGACAGGACCUGGGUCAGCCAACACGUUAUCUAGUAACAAAGGUUGGGGCUCAGAUACCAAACAAGAUGGAAUUAAUGGAGGGCGAGUAGGAACGCCUAAUCACUGGGGCUCACCCGGUUUUAAUUUAAAUCUCAAUCCCAAUGCCAACCCAUCAGCCUGGCCAGUUCUCGGUCAUGAGGGGGGUGGUGUUAUUGGCCCUAAUGGGGUGUCCACCUCAUCUCACCCACCAGGCAAUGGGAAUGGAAACCUUGGGAAAGGGGGUGUUGGAGGCGCAAAUGCUUGUGGCGGAGGUUGGGUUAGCAUGGUUGGUGCUAAUGAAAAUGAACAACAGCGGUCCUCAACCAACACAACCCUGUCUUUCAAUAUGGAAACUAACCGGAACACGGAUGGACCAAACCACAACAAGCAACAAGCUCAGGAGCCUAUGAGCCCUAUCCAUGGCUUAACUGGCUGGGGAGGCCAGUCACCUACUGAAUCAUCUCAACUUAAUGGAGACACAACAGGCAGCUCUGUAUGGGGUAGUCCAGAAACCAAGCCAGUUGACUCCCCAAAGGACUCCGCCUGGGAGGCAGCUCCCUCUGCAGGCCUCUCUUCCUGGGGCCGCCAAGGUAGUGGUGGGGGGAGUAAUGGAAGCGGUGGCUGGGGAGACUGGGGAAAAUCCUCCGGCGGUGGAGAUGCAUCGAAGGCCUGGGACUCUCUUGAUGCCGGCAGUUCGGGUUCUGGUCAAGAGCAACAGCUUGGCUCAUGGGGUAAGCAACCUGGAACUGCUCCAGAAAGCGAGGGGAGUGGGGACAGCAGAAAUGGCCUAUCUCACAACAGAGAGAGGUCGUCAAGCAUGGAUUGUACCCCUCUGUUACCACGACAGGACUUGGACCCAAGAGUACUAAGUAACAUGGGCUGGGGGCAGACUCCCAUUCGACAGCACACAGUAUGGGAGAUGGAGGAGGCAAACUCUGAUGAUGGGAAAAGCAGCAGCAGCUCAGACACAUUUGAAGGUUCCAGCUCUAGUAGUGGUCCUUCUUCCACAGAUAGCAGUACCGUGAACCCCAAUACUGCUGCUAAUCAAAGGCAUGAAUCCGAAGGAAAACGUGACAGCGAUGGAUCUUUAGGUUGGGGAGGCCUUCCACCCCAGCAGGUCAAGACUGGAUCUGGAUGGGGUGAUCACCCACAGUCACUGAACGAAGCAGCUAAUGGCACCACCAGUGGUUGGGGAGACUCAAUGCCAACCAAUGGACCUAAAAAUGUGGGCAUGACAACUUGGGGCUCUCAGGACAAGUCCCCUACUUGGGACAGUAACAUGACAAAAAGUCAGUCCAAUAAUUGGGGGGAGGGCCCACGUAGUAGCUCCCACGGUUGGGGCACUAGUAAUGGGGGCUCCAACAGCUCGAGGGAUUGGGGUGAACCAGAAAUCAAGAACAAUGGGUCCCCCAGCAGCAUGUGGGAAGGUGAAGGGGGAAAUGGAGGUAAUAGUGGUUGGAAAGAAAAUGCUAGAGGAGGAAACCGAGGAGGUGUUAAGCUAACUUCCUCUGUGAGCAACAGCACUUGGGGAGAGACCUCACGUGCCAAUGGCCCAGUGCAGGGUACCUGGGGCUCGUCUAAGCCCAAUGAAAGCAGCAGCAGUAGCAGCACUGGUAGUGGAGGAGGAGGUAGCAUUGGUUCUUGGGGAGGUCCUGGGUCUGUGAAACAGAACACCUCCAACUGGAGCAAUGUCAACAAACAGGACCAGUGCUUGGAGUCCACUGGUUGGGAAGAGCCCUCGCCACCCUCCGUCCGCAGAAAGAUGGAGAUUGAUGAUGGAACAUCUACCUGGGGUGAUCCUAACGCAUCCAACAAGACUGUCAACAUGUGGGAUCGCAAUAAUCCUAAUGGUAACCAAAGCAACAGUGGCCCACCCUCCAUUAAGAAUGCUGGUAUGAUCCCACCCAACAAUACCAACAACAAUCAUUCUGUCAGCCCUGGAAACAACAAUCACAACAAUCACCAUGGUCAUCUGAUGCACCACCAUUCUCACCAUGGCAACGCACCAAGCCAUUUGCAACACCACGGAAACAACUAUGGCUCACCCAACAAUUGUGCCCCGCACCAGGGUGCAGGCCCCCACGGUAGACCUCCUGUUGCUAACCCAGGCUGGGGAGAGCUUCCCAACGUACAACCCAAGUCAGAGCCUGCUUGGGGAGAGCCUGCCGCUCCGACAUCAGCUGUGGACAAUGGCACCUCCGCUUGGGGUAAGCCUCCAAGGGGAGCUGGAGGAUGGGGAGGAGAUGGUGGACAUGAGCCCUCCGGGCCUUAUGGCAGGGCCAACGGACCCUCCUGCAAGCCUGGUCCAAAACCUAUGCAAGACAGCUGGGGAAGCGGAGGCGAGGAAAUGGGCAUCACUACAAACCAAUGGGACACUGAGGACGGGGACAUGUGGAACGGCCCCACUAUGCAAGAGAGCAGUUCUUCUUGCAGUUCUUGGGGCAAUGGACCCAAGAAGGGCCCGAGCAAGGUGAAGAUGGGUAACAAGCCGGAUGAGACAUGGAUCAUGAACCGUCUUAUCAAGCAGCUCACUGACAUGGGCUUUCCAAGAGACCCUGCUGAGGAGGCUUUGAAGAGCAACAACAUGAAUCUUGACCAGGCCAUGAGUGCUCUGCUAGAGAAGAAAACUGACCUGGACAAGCGUAGUGUAGGCAUGUGUGAUUACAGCAACAGCCUGAACAAGCCUCUGGUGUGUCGACCAUCUGUGCUCACUAAAGAUCACUCUGACCGCAACGCCUUUCUUGACAAGGAUGGUGUUCUGUCCGAUGAUGCCCCCCCAUCACCGUUUCUGCCUUCCCCCAGCCUGAAGCUCCCCUUGGCCAGCAAUAGCCUUACUGGGCAGGGUCUGGGACCGGGCCACUCGGGGCUGGGGAUGCAAAACUUGAACAAUAGACAGAUACCCAGUGGAAUGUUUGGCAGCAGUGGGGCAGCACAAAGUCGGGCCAUGCAGCAGCCUCCUCAGCUACCAGUGCCACCUCUCAGCUCCUCCCAGCCUAGUUUACGUGCUCAAGUGCCUCCGUUUCUCUCCCCUCAGGUCCAAGCACAGCUCUUGCAAUUUGCAGCAAAAAACAUUGGUCUGAACCCUGCACUUUUAACCUCGCCAAUAAACCCUCAACAAAUGACCCUGUUGUAUCAACUUCAGCAACUGCAAAUGGCAUACCAGCGUUUACAAAUCCAGCAGCAGAUGAUGCAGGCGCAACGCAACGUUUCCGGCCCCAUUCGACAACAAGAGCAGCAAGUCGCACGCACAAUCACCAACAUGCAGCAGCAGAUCCAGCAGCACCAGCGUCAGCUCUACCAGGCGCUGCUGAUGAAGCAGCAGCAGCUUCCCUCCCAUUCCACCUCCUUUUCUUCCUCUUCCGCCGGUCUGCACGGCCCCACUGGAGGCUCCGCAUCCGGCAAAUCAAACCUGGAUCCUUUCACAGGCCCACAUCAGACCUCGGGCCUGGCCGACACACUGCACACCAAAGAGUCGCUGUCCUCACCCAAUGCCUACAGCGCCUACUCUCUUUCUGGACUCAAUCCAAACAUGAAUGUAAACUGCAUCGAGGUCGGAGGUCUGUCGCUAAAAGAACCCCCACAGCCCCAAUCCCGCUUGUCCCAGUGGACACACUCCAACGCCAUGGACAACCUCAGUGGCAACACCUCAAACUUGGAGAACAACCUCAACAAACACGGUGCCAUAUCUGCUGCCUCAACUCUAGGGCCCCCUGGGAAACCUCCCCAGUUGGAGGACUCCUACAGCCCAUACAGUCUGAUGUCCAAUUCAGAGUCGCCUGCCAGCCCUUUGGUGCCCCCAGACAGCUGGGGCCAAGGAAAGAACCCCAAUGAAAAAAUCACCAACGGGACCAACAUUAACUGGCCCCCAGAAUUUUGCCCAGGUGUGCCAUGGAAGGGCCUCCAGAACAUUGACCCGGAGAACGACCCUAACAUGACGCCCGGCAGCGUCCCCAGCGGCCCCACGAUCAACACCAACAUCCACGAUGUCAACAGAUACCUGCUGCGUGACAGAAAUGGAGGUAAACUGUCGGAUGUGAAAUCCACCUGGUCCUCGGGACCCAUCUCCCAGAACCAAGGCUCUCUGACCCACGAGCUGUGGAAAGUCCCUCAAGGCCCACGCGGCUCCACAGCUCCAUCUCGCCCUCCGCCAGGCCUCACCAACACCAAGCCGCCAUCUUCCACGUGGGGGGGGAACUCACUGGGCCUCUCACAAGGCUGGAGUGGCUCCUACUCCUCUGCAGAGGGAACUACCUGGAGUACAGACAGCUCCAACAGGACCAGCAGCUGGCUGGUGCUCAGGAAUCUCACACCUCAAAUCGACGGCUCCACUUUGCGGACUCUGUGCAUGCAGCACGGCCCCUUGAUCACAUUCCACCUCAACCUGACCCAAGGGAACGCCGUGGUGCGCUACAGCUCCAAGGACGAGGCCGCCAAAGCGCAGAAGUCUCUGCACAUGUGUGUGCUGGGUAACACCACCAUCUUGGCGGAGUUUGCCGGCGAGGAGGAGGUGAACCGCUUCUUUGCACAAGGCCAGUCGCUGGCCUCCAACAACACCACCAGCUGGCACGCCAACCCGGGACCCAAUCAGAAUCGAAUGGGCGGGGCAGCGCCGUCCCACUCCAUGGGCCAGUGGAGCAGCGGCGGAGGCAAGUCCAGCGGCGGCGACCUUCUUUGGGGAGGCGUGCCCCAGUACUCCAGCCUGUGGGGGCCUCCCAGCGGAGACGACGCCCGGGUGAUGGGGAGCCCCACCCAGAUUAACACCCUGCUGCCUGGAGACCUGCUGAGUGGGGAGUCCAUGUAGGAGGACGCCACACCACGUCCACGGAGGAAGGAGGAGGGGCUUGUACAGGAGCAAAAUCCAAGCAAAUCAUGUGGCGAUAAUCAGCACCAUUUUGGAACUUUCUGGAACUGUGAAAUGUGAAGCAGAAAUCUGAGGUUUUCUCCCACACGAACUUAAGACCUCAGUCUUUUAUUUUUGCAACAAACUGACACAUAAAACAAAAACCUUUUUUUUUUUUUUAGAAGAAGCAAUCAAAGCUGCCAUCUACCUUUUUCCUCCAAGAAGAAUGAAAUCAUCCCAAACAAAGCGAGCAUUCCCAGCAUGCACUGCGGCCAAUGAGGUGGUGGGAGGACCGUUCCUCGUUACCUUGUUUCUCAGCACUACAAUUAGCCUUAAGUGCUCUCUGGCCCAGGUUCUUCUUCCCAAGCCGCCUUUUUCUUUAGUGGACUCAUGAAGUACGUGAUGUAGUCUUGCACACUUUCACCUUCUUUAACCGCAGCGUUUGUCUUCUCUACGACGCUGCUGGCUGCUCGGGGUUCUGAUGUCUGUCCCAAAAUGUAAGCUGUGUGCAUAUUAAUCACUGACAAGACCACCUGGCUAAUGGGGGUCACCUCCAGUUCUUACUGGUGCUUUUUCUCUUCAGUCUGACUCGGUGGGCAAGGAGGAAGAACACGACUCCACCUUUGACAGUUUACAUUGUGCAAUAUACACUUUUGCUUUUCUUCUUGUCGUCGUGUAUUCCAUUGUUGUUUGGAACUUGAAAGACCUUCCUUGGAUUCCCUCCAGAGCGCCGAUCCCCCGUCCCCCAAGUUUUUUAAAAAGCAGCGGGGACUGAACCCUGCAACAGAGGACGAUGUCCUCUUUGCGUGCCGUACCCAACAAAAACUGGAUCCACAGGCCUAUGGGUAUCUAGCACACUACCAAAUAAAAGGACGGCGGUGCUCCUAAUGCAGUAAACUUACGAGUGUUCUGGAUCAACAAAGGAAAGACUUUUUUUUUUUGUAUUCUUUUUGUUUGAAAUCAUAGCACUUAUGAGGAGCUGCAGGCUCCAAUCCAAGAAAUCAAGACAGCUCUUUUUUGGACGAUUGAUAUCACUGUUACUCCAAAUGUUUCUAAGCCUUGCGCUCUUCGGGAGACCUGAAGCGUCUCCGGAGGCGGGCGGUGGGAAAGGGGAGGGGGCGGGCGUUUGGAAGCCACCGAGUGCCUCUGUACUGUGGUCCCCCCUAAAGCCCCCUUAUCGAGUGUGCGGCCGGCAUCACCACAGCAGCAUCAGCCGCACUUCCUCUCAACGGACUCAAUCUGGCAAUAACCACCUGCCUGCCUCUGAUGUGGCCCACGCCCACCGACUCUUAAAAAAAAACCACACAAAAAUCACUUUAGCUGGAAGAUUUAAUAGUCAUAUUUCUGGAUUUUUUUGUUGUGGCGUUGACACGCUGAAGUAGCCCUUCACUGUUCAUAUGCAGAAAACACUCGAAUGGGAUCAAUACUACAGACUUUGAUUGUGUUGGACAGUAUUCUGUACUACUUCCAGUCCAGGUUGUUUCUUGUUCAACUCUUUUGUUUUGGCCCAAGCUGCUCUCAUCGCCUAGCUGCUAUGCUGUCAUCACCCCCCCCCCCCCCGCCACCUCCUCCUCUAGUAGGCCCUUGUACCAGUUUCUAUGCAAAAGACAAGAGGCCCUUUUACAAGCAGUCCCCCGCCCGACCCCACCCACCCCUACUGCGUACUUCACGAUGGCCGCCAUUUCUCCAAAACACUGUUGCUAUCUUUAGUCGGAACACGUUAUCAACAACACCCGCCGUGUCCGAGCAUGAUCUCAGGGUAGGGGGAUGGCGGUGGGGGAAGCGGACGCCACCGCAACGACGCAGCUCUGAAACUCUGGCACACCUCGGCCUCCCAACACGUUGUGGUGUGAAAAGAAGCCAACAAAGUGUGCCAACUUGACUGAAAGCACUCUAAGGGCGGGGCUGGGGGAUGAAAGUGUUGACGGGCAGCAGCAUCACAUCCUGGAACGACUGACAUUUCUCUUUUAUGUUUUUGUGGGACAAACCUAACCUCGCGUUGGACGGUUCCAGUUUGCUACAGUGCACAGUUGAUGAUGGGUAAUCCCGGGUACAUAUUUUUUUAAAACCAAAAAAAACUGAAAAAAAAAAUAUCACACAUUUUAACAUCAUUUUUAUGAAGUUUGACAGAAAAAAUCUUAAAAAAACAAAACAAAAAGGUUGUAUAUGUUAAAGCUCUGCACUUCUAGCUGAAGGGUCGAGUCUCUCGUACCCCAGGAAGAAGUAGACCAGCGACCCGGCUGCCUUUUAUUUGAAUCGUUUUUAUGUUGACGUCCUGCUCAAAGCCGGCCCGCUGAUAUGAACUGUACAUUUCCACACAGCCAAAAAAAAAAAAAAAGGCUCCCUAGGGCCCAAACUGUAUCAGUCUCGCUCACACGGCGACGAGUUGGAGAGGUACAAAGUCUUAAAAAGGAAGAAAAAAAGGCUACCUUUUUCAGGACGUGACGUCCUGCAGCACACAAGCAAAAAUCACUAUUGCCUGUUUCUGUAACUGCCUUGAUGAUCCAAGCUCAGACAGACCCAAUAGCCGAGGAGUGGAAAACAUGCUGCACCAGCACUGAGAGGCUCUCUUCUACAUAGCAGUAUCUUGCAACAGCAACACGCCUCCGAUUGUAGCCUCUCAAAUGUUACCUUUGUGUUUGCCUCACCUGAAGAUGAGCAAUAUGUUCGCUUUUUUUCCUCUUUUGUUUUCGUCCCCCCGCAAAUAUGCGAAGAAACCAAUUUGGUUGUAAACGGAUACUUGAUCGUACAAAAGUUGGAGGUUGAAAUUCUGCACAUUUUGCUUUUUAUGGACAAGAUGAAGUACAUCGAAGCAAGUGUACUCUGUGUAUUUGUUUAAAGUAUAUAAAAAAAACAACCCUGCCAGACAUGAUUAUUCCCCUCAGCUUAGAGCAUUUCCGAAAAUAACAUCACUUACAGAAAAUAAAUAUUAAACACAAAUACUUGAAUCAAUGAAAUACAAAGGAAAAAGGGCCACACUCAAAAGAAAAAAUAAUCAACUUUGAAAAGGGAAAAAAAAAGUCACAAAAAUUCCUAAUUUAACUUGGAAAAUCAACCUUACAAGAUUAAUUUUUUCCCGGGGACAAAAGACUAUCGUUUGAAAAAGAAAAAUUGUCAACAAAAAUGUUUUAAUAUUACACGAGGGAAAAUCUAUUGUUUUAUCAAAACAAGUCGAUAUUUGCCAAGCAAAUGUCAUUUUUGUAGUAAAAUGUGAAGUCAAAUUAGAACAUUUUAAAAACAAGCUACUAUGAGGGGAAAAAUAUUUUACAAUCAAGUUGUAUUUUUGCUCACAUUAUUUUCCCAAAAAUUGUGAAAACACUUCAUCGAACUGUCACAUUGUUGGCGUGUAGAUUUAACAUUCUAAACGUAAACUUUAUUCAACGUACAAACUUACACAAUGUAAAAAAUGUAAACCGUAUACAAGGUAAAAAAAAAUGGAAACUUAUACCACGUACAAACGAAUACAAGGUCAAAACAUACAUUUUAUACAAUGUAAAAUAUGUCAACUUUAUACGUCAAAAACACUUUAUACUACGUAAAAAGCGUAAACUAUACUACAACGUUCAAAACUACACAACGUUAAAAGCUUAAGGUUUAUACACUGUACAAGUGUAUACAUUUUAAUAAACUUAAACUUUUUUUCUUCUAUUUUUAUAGCGCUUAUCCUGGUUAGGUUCAGGGGUAAGCUGGAGUCUAUCCCAGCAUGGGGAGACAAUGCAAAUUGAUUGUGCGGCCUACAUGAUGGUCCAUUGUGCGCUUUUUUACAUCAUUUGUAAAAAAUAAUUUCUAUGUAAGAUUACGACUUUAAAUUAUUGCACAACUUUUUUUUGUAACAUAACAUGUUUUCUGACUUUAUCCUCUUGAGACGACCAAAUAAUUCUUGCAGUUGAAUUACUGUUUUUCUUUGAAAGUGUGGCCCUGAUAUCUCCUUGGCAACGACGCACCAAGCAAGGCAAAUGGUCUAAAAGCUAGGCUGAGAGGCUUGAAAUGUGUUGCAUUGAGUUACAAAUCCUUGCAAAAACUUUGAAAUGCAAGUGUGUGUGUGUGUGUCACCUUCUAAUGUUGCACUUAGUGUGUCGUAGCCCUCACUCAGCUAAUCGUAGAUAAAAGUACGGAGGGGAGACGGUGACAAUUCAUGUGUAAAUGUUUACUCAAGGACUUAAUGGACUUUUUCUUUUCAUUGUAUAAAAGUUUAUCUACCUUAUAGUGGCUUUUAUUGUGGAAUAAUCCCCAUGCAGGAUUAUCAAUGAGUAUUGCACCAUUUUGCUCCCAUGUAAAAAGGUUGAAAAAAAACUAUUAGGGGUUGAAAAAAGGUUGAAGAUAAGAAGUGUGGCCAUAGGACUGGUGUUAGCGUCAAGAGCAAUGGGAAACAGGAGGGGAGGUCAUUUCAGAGGUGCCUAUAAUUUUGUUUGAUUCUUCUUCUGCAAAAGCCACUUGUCGUUUACAAGCAUUUCAUUUGUGUAACCGUGGAGCGAGUAGGAAUCUAUGACAGGAAUGUUGUGUGUUUCAUAAAAGCGUCAAACACGGACAUGAAAACCUUGCGAAAUGAAGAUUUAUGCUACUUUGCGAACUCUGGGAUUGAUCAGUGUUGUGUUGUCGUCCUAUUUCAAGUUGUUGACACAUGAUCUCUUUUUGUGUGUGUGUGUGUUUGUGUUGUUUGCCAUUAUGUUGGGUCACUAUCUUGCACACUUGUAAAAGAUUCAUGGAUUUUUGUCUCAGGAAGGUCAGGGUUCUAACAUCCCAACUCCUCCAUCGUUUCUUCACAACUAAGCAACAGGCACCGGUGAAGCGUUUGCUUUCUUUGUUUGUUUUGAGUUGAAAAGACAAGAAGAAAUGUUUGUAGCAAGUUCCGCAUAUUUACCAAAUAAGACUGAGAAUCAACUGAAUUUAAAGAGAAAAAGAAAGUGCUUUACAUGUGAAAUCCCAAGUAGACGUUGCUUUACAUUUGAAACCGAUCAAUGAAAAUGUUCUUGCUUCUUUGUGUAUUCCUGUGCAGGAUGUUACUUGUCAAUCAUCUCUCCGUGCAAACAGCUGGUUUUUAAAAGGAUCAUGAUCUAUGCACAAAGUGGGAGGGGCAAGUCCUUGGGGUUCAGGGUUUGAUGUUGGCUUCUUUUUGUCUCUUGUCAUGUUUUAGCGAGCCCUUACAUCGCCAUGCUGUGUAACCCUUUUAACCAAUGAGCGCUUGUCCUUCUGCUAAAGCACUGUGGGUCCUACUGAGAAGAAGCCCAGGAUUUUAAUAAAAGGCUCUUUAAAGGGGUUUUUAGGAUUGGGGGGCGGGGGGUAAUGUGGGUACUUUUGCCUUUACUUUAAAAAGAAAAGAAAAAAACGUGGAGAAAAAAAAAUGUCUGUAACUGAAAUACAAAGUUGUGGCUUUUAAUGUUGUUCCUUUUCCUCAUAGAAUGUGAUUGUUAAGGACAUGCACCGGACAAAAACAAGUUUCCAUGUGAAUUUAUGGAGCUUAUUUCCGAUUCUAUUAAUAAAGUACAGAUUUUCUUGGCUGUUA
Messenger RNA from Nerophis lumbriciformis (worm pipefish), 11854 nucleotides. It is a transcript of the gene tnrc6c2, whose product is annotated as trinucleotide repeat containing adaptor 6C2. The record is from RefSeq and is a predicted model, not a curated record. Gene Ontology annotation, molecular function: protein binding; RNA binding. NCBI's taxonomy places the organism in Eukaryota, Metazoa, Chordata, Actinopteri, Syngnathiformes, Syngnathidae. Gene Ontology annotation, cellular component: P-body; nucleoplasm. Gene Ontology annotation, biological process: miRNA-mediated post-transcriptional gene silencing; positive regulation of nuclear-transcribed mRNA poly(A) tail shortening.